ACUCUUAAGACCUUUUUGCCAAAAGCUUAUACAAAGUAGUUUUCUCAGGAUGUUCCCCUGACUGUUAUACAGGUUAUCCUAGAGGCCCAUAUUUUGGUGGCAAUGGUAGCGUUGUUGUGUCUGGCUGCUAGUGCAAUUCCUCAUUUUGUCCUGUGCAAAUUGGAUUCACAUCAGGUGAAUGACUUGGCCAGUCAAGAAUUUUCCAGUUUUUGACCCUUUGCAAUUACUGGGCUCACCAGUUAUUGGAGUAUAUAUUAUUAUAUGAAGUGUGUCUUCAACAGCAAAUAGAACUGCAGGAAUAUGGCUGCAUACUUCACCUAAACUGGCUGUACAUGUGCAAAGAGCAGUUACUACAUAGCCAUGCUUGCUGUCUUUGAGAGGAGUUUGUUAGACACUGUUCAUGGAUGAUGGUCGCUUUUACAAAAGUAACUGUGCUUUCUGGUGUGAUGUUGUGUUGCCUUACAUUUUUGACAUGACCAGACACAUAAUAAUUAUAGGCAUCUAAUGAUUUAUAUGCCCGCAAAGCUUCACUAGUGAAGGUACCUGGAGUAUUUAUGAGGAAGUUGUAAACAUCCAUAUAUUGGACAGGAAGAAGCUUAGCUUAGGUCAAUAGACCAUCCAUACCUAUGAUCAUGUGGGUCUGGGAGUGGUAUGAUGGCAUCACCAGCAUGGAGCUGCAGUUUUUUCUAUAUCCGGAGUAUAAUCUACUGUGUCUAGGCCAACAGCAUAGGUGGACAAUGGACUAAUUUUUCCUUUGCUGUGGGUGCUCCUCUGUUCUUUUCUUCACUCUGUUCUGUUUUCCUAUGAAUUCAAACUUUGCCUGUUUACUUCUGCUUUUCUUAUUCCUCUUCCUUCUUUCUGCCUGCUUGUCUUUCCCUGCUUCACUACUUUUUUCUGUACUGGUGAAUAAAGUGAAAGUAAAGAAAACCAAGUCAAAAAUGACCAUCUCAAACCUCUUUGAUGUAUUUAAGCAGGUCAUCAACAUCAACAAUUGUAGGCUAACCAAGACAGCUAGUCCAGCUAAUAGACUUUACACACAAGACUAUUAUAAACAAAUGGUGAUAGCUCACCUUUUGUCUGUUUUGCAGUUACAUCCCUAUACAAACAACGCGGCAUCUAUCUACCCAGAAGUAGGUGUAAGCAAGCAAUGCGAUUCCCCGUAUAUCCCCAUGGGGCGCUCUAGGCAUUGGAUUGUUUGCAAUCACCUGACUAAUUAUACAGUUAAUAAAAAAAUGUUAAUAAUUACAGCACAGUAAGGAAGCUGUCCUAUUAUUAUUCGUGCCACUUGCUUUUAAAUUUUGUCAGUCUAUGGCUAACUAGUAAAAAGUGAUCAGAGGAUUGGUGUUUUGCUUGAUACCCUGCUGAACUUUGCAGUAAUUGUACUAACAUGCUUGCUGGUGAGCUCAGCAUUGCCGUGGUAGAUUGAUUCAGUUGUUUUUUUGUUUUUUUGAGGUCCUUGCAACACAUAUACUAUAUGACCAAAAGUAUGUGGACACCCGUUUGUCUGGGGGUUUUUUCAUGGCUAGGACCCUUAGUUCAAGUGAAGGGACUGCUGUGACACAUGACGUGCAUUAGCACUGCGUUGCUUAUCCAUGGCCCUGGAAGUUGACAGAUCUUUCCCAGAGCUCCUUUCUCACAUGGAACCAAAGAGCUGCCGGUGGAAGACACGGAUCCCUGUAUCUACAUCUGGUUCCCACCCUGGCAUCUCCAGAGAAGGAUUGGCUUAUGGCCUACCUGCUAAAAGUCCAGAGAGAGACAGAGGUGGUCAGAAGAAAACCGUGACCAUGGCCCCCAGGUCUAGGUAUCUAACAGAAAAGAGUCAAUACGUAGUGAGAAAGCCGCUGUUUGCCGACAAUAGCCACAUUUCAAUCCUCAAGAAGCCCCCUCUUCUGGAACAUUCAGAGCAGGAAGUUGAGCCAGAGCAGGGUUGCAGUAACCUGGAUCGCCACUGGGAUAUGCAGUGCUUAUCCACUUUGCCGGCUGAGGAAACCCCAGACAGUUACGAUGCUUGUCCAGCCUCAUCCCUGUCAACCUCUGCAGAGGACCUGAGCGUGCCUCUCUCCACCUUGGAUCUGAGGAGCUGGUCACCUCAUGAGGACACCAGCAUGGUUGCAGGGUUUCAAGCCAACUUGCCCCGCCGUCGCUGUCUGUCGAGCCCUCCUCUUGAUGUCCACAGCUUGAAGGUGGAGAUGAGCCCCAAGUGGAAAUCCACCCAGAGGUCGUCCUCCCUGGAGCACUACUUCUCUUCCUCACACUUCUCCAGGAGGAACAGGGCGGAGCACAGCCUGGUCCAACCAAGAGACACUUCUCUGAAUCCCAGGUCAUCACUUGCUGACAAUAAGUCCCACCCACUUCCUCUCCAUAAGAUGUCCCCCUUUCAGGCAAACUACUGGGCAUGCGCCAUCCCUCGCAGCCUGCUUUCAUCCCCAGAUAGGAAGUCCCCCAACUGGGAUCCGGACAAAGAGUACGAGACCCUCCUGGAUUACACCUACCCACUGAGACCCAACCACCUCCCUGCACUGGACUCCACAGGCACUAGGUCACUGUUGCGAACCAACCCUGUGCUGCUGGACUCUGGGAUCGGGCUAGACCGCUUCUGCAGCUCCUCCAAUCUGUCGUGCUCAGACCAGCCUCUGAGGGAGAAGAGGAGGGGCCUGAGAGCCACGGAGCAGGUCAGCCCCGCCCCCAAGGAGCACUUGCAUUCCAAGCACUAUGGCUACAGGCCGUUUGGCAGCUCCGACUCAUCUGUGGACCAAAUAGGUCUAUCGUCGGAGAGCCUGUUGGAAACCGACAGCAAACGGGCCCACCGCUGGACACAUGGGUGGAAGCAGGGCAUCUUUGCAUCCGGCGACCCAGCCCGGCACUUCAUUCCAACCUCGCAUGUGCUGCCUGCCCGCAGGAUGGUGUGGGACAGUGACGAGGAGUUCUAUGCCCUGCCGGGUCAGCUGCAGGAGCUGCAGGUGCUGUCGCAGCACCUCCAGACCCUCUCUGAGCAGGUCUGCAAGUCCUACGACAACAGCUGCGAGUCCCUGGAGAAGGAGACGUCUUCUGAAAGGACGUCCGCAACAUUGGUGGAAAACAAGCCCGAGGAGGAGGGGCCUGGUGAGGAAGGGGAGGGGCCUAUCUUCAGAAGCUCCUGCGGCCAGGAGCGCUCGGCGGAGGUGGAGGGUCUGGAGGCCAGUCUGCGGAGGCUUGGCAAGGAGGUCAACAGAUGCAGCCUGAGGAAGGUGGCGUCUUGCAUGCAACACCUGAGUGGGAUGUCCCUGGACGGGGUCUCCCUGUCCGAGGUGCAGGGGAGCAUGCCAACAAGCCUCGAAGACUUUGAGGCCAAGGAGUCACUCAUGCAGCACAUUCAGGAAUUUUGCUCUAACCUGGAGAAGCUGAUCAUUUGGCUGUACAGCGUGGUGGAGAAGAUGGAGCGGUUGACUCCACCCGCUGUUGAGAUUGAGAGUGUCAAGUCCUCUCUCGCGGAUUACCAGAGCUUCCAGAGAGAGCUGUGCUCCCAGCAGCCCCUGACCGCUGCUGUGCUCCACAAGGGAGGAAUCCUGCUGCGCUCAAUGGACUCCACCUCUCCUGUUCUGAAGGAGACGCUGCGGCAGAUCGAGCAGCAGUCCAGGGCCCUGGAAGCGCACGCGGAGCACCUCUUCUCCUCCAUCCUGUUGGCCAUGGACAGCCUCACAGAGCCCAGCAGCUCCGAGACAGAGGUGCAGGUCACCGGGCUGUCCACACAGGAGAGUUGGCUCACGGAGCAGGAUUGAGCAGCAGCAGGACACAGACACGUGCCCUCAGCACAGAGACUUGCCCCUUGACCUUAGAAAGCACCUUUUUACCCAGCAGCUCACCAGCCAGAUCCACUCUUCUUAAAACAAGCGCACUUCAACUUCACAAUUAUGGCACACCUUUAUCAUGUAUUUUUGUUUCAUCCAUCAUAUGCAUGUUUUUACUACUCUUACUAAAAUGUUUCUACAUGUAAUUAUUAUUGUUUGAUCAAAGGAUACUUAGAAAAGAUUAAAAAUGCCACUAAGGACUUUUUUUUACCUGAUCAGUGCACACUGGCGACUAAGAUUCAGAAGAGAUUUUGCUAAUAUUUCAUUCAUUGGGAUUGAUUAUUCUGUUUACAGUUUACCCCCAUUUACAGUCAAUCCCAUUUUGAUAAAGCUUUGCAGAAAAUCUAUCGACAGCUAGUCAUUCGUAGAGUGCUACUACAUAUGUACCACAUCUGUCAGAUGAAACUUUGCAUUGCCUUCUUGGAGAGACGAAACACAGAGCAACAUUUGCCCAAUUGUUGGACAUAUUCAGCAGAGAUUUCACAACUGUUGAACAGCAUAAAUCUUAGGUCUCUUUACACUAUAGAAAAAUGGUAAAUCAGGGUGCCGACCGAAGGCUUUUUCUGCAGUGACUUCAGAAAAAUGCACCGUAACCUCUAACCUCUGACCAAAAAACAAAAACCUCUACCUUUUUCGACAUCUCUUAUUGGCACCCUUGGAAAACAGUCGGUGACAUUUACCGUCAGAAACUCACCGCAGGAUGUCAGUUAAAUAACUGCCAAGUUACUCAAUCUGACUGAAUUGUGCGGUGGUAACCAAGCUGGCUGGGUGACAUGCGUGUCCUUGGAAUGUGCUCUGUGAGCCAGAAUGCCAGAUCUUAUUACAGGCAUUAUUAAGCAGCACUGAAAUACACGAGGUAGAAUGAAAGCAAGGAAAUGCAGUAAAACAAACCUUGGAUGGCCUUUAAUGUUAAUGUAUACCACUCUGUGCUUAAAUUACGAGGGCCCGAGUAGCCUGACCGAUGUUAAGGUUUAUGUAAUUCAAUUCACCAGCAUACAUUUUCACAAUAAAAGUUCUAAUAGAUGA
Molecule: messenger RNA, 4853 nt
Organism: Anguilla anguilla (European eel)
Lineage: Eukaryota; Metazoa; Chordata; Actinopteri; Anguilliformes; Anguillidae
Gene: cep68
Product: centrosomal protein 68
Exons: 7
Coding region: 1593-3758 (721 amino acids)
Source: RefSeq, a predicted model, not a curated record